Molecule: messenger RNA, 1378 nt
Organism: Schistocerca piceifrons (Central American locust)
Lineage: Eukaryota; Metazoa; Arthropoda; Insecta; Orthoptera; Acrididae
Product: acyl-coenzyme A thioesterase 13-like
Exons: 3
Coding region: 462-887 (141 amino acids)
Molecular function (GO): fatty acyl-CoA hydrolase activity
Source: RefSeq, a predicted model, not a curated record
ACACCGUUUUGGACAGCUGUGUGGGAAAGUUCGUAUUUAGGAGUCAUAAAACAAUAACCUGAUCUCCCUAACGUAACUGGUAUUUCCGUCGUUCGUCAAUCAAAUCGCUGCUAAAAACAUGUGUAGUGGUUGUCGGUAGCUGUGUUAUGAGGCUGUAUAGUAUGUUUAGUAAUGUAUUAUCGUACCAAUUUCAUUUCAGGAAAAGCGGAGUUUACAUUUGGUGCUUUUGCUUAAAGUAAAAAGGGAAAUUACGCACUGACAUAGCAUUCGCUCGCUGGAAUAGCGAUCUAUAAACGUUGCCGUAUUUUAAUUGCUGGGUUAAUGUUAAACAUCCUGCUUGUUGUUAUUCAGAUUUAUCUUCUUUCUUGCAAAGAAACUUGCAAUGACAUUCAGCUGCAGCUUGUUAUUGGUAUUAUUAGCUAUCUCGUGAUCGUCGAGCAUUUACAUCUAUUUGACUGAGAAUGGCAGGACAAGGAGCGAACUUUAUUGCAUCUAUAGCCAAAAGAUGUGUUGAGGCAAAUGGGUUUGAAAGACUGCUAAACAAGAUACGCAUAAUAUCUGCUGGUGAGGGAAAAUGUCUGGCAGAAUUCACUGUUGCACAAGAACAUCAGAAUGCGGGUGGUACACUGCAUGGUGGAUUCACAGCAACAUUGGUUGACCAGAUUUCGACAUAUGCUUUAAUGACAUAUGGAAAAGGCGUGCCAGGUGUUUCUGUAAACAUCAAUGUGAGUUAUAUGAAAGCAGCAUCAGCGGGUGAAGAAGUCAUUAUAGAUGCACAAACACUGCGUGCUGGAAAGACGUUAGCAUUCCUGGAGGUUGAUCUAAAAAAGAAAGCAACAGGAGAGUUGAUUGCAAAAGGUUCACAUACCAAAUUCAUUGGUUUUUAAUUGUGUUCUUUGCAGUCUAUACACAGGAAGAAGUGUAGGAUGGGGUAUUAGCUUUAAUUAGCUUUUAUUGUUUUUUUUUUUUUUUUUGCAUAUAAUUGUCAUGAAACAUGACUGCCAGGGCUAUGUAUGUGUCUGAAAUGUACUGUGAUAUUAUUAUUUCACUCUCUUGUUCCUACAAGCAGUAUUCAGUAAACAAAGGAAAUUAACAUACAUUGCUAAACAAAACUGGUAUGUGGCUAUUUUAUGUAGGAACUUACAAAGAGAGAUCUUUUUAUGUGAUAUAUGUGUACAUAAGUGAAUCUUGUAAGUGAAAUUUGAGCAGCAUAACUUGAUUUUUAAUAUUCAGUUACUGAUGCUCUUAGGUACUGCUUCCACAAAUUUUUUAUGGAAGUUUUUUUUUAAUGGAAUUGAUAGGAGUGUCAUCUGUUCAUAGUUUCUUUGAAUUACUGUUGUGAUUUUCAUACCAUGAAAUACAUACGUCAAAUAUUCAA